GCAUUGCCCUCGUGUUGAAAACCUCAAUAAUUUAAACGUUUUGUUACGGUAUUGUUUAGAUAUCUCAUUAAGUGAUUAUUGUAUUUAACAACUAAAAUUCAUAACCUUUGUACUUAAAUUUAAAAAAAAUAUCUCAAAUUUAUAAAAAAAAAAACCGUAACGUUAAUAAAUAAAAAAAAAAAUCAACUACCGGUUUGUGAUUCCCAUUUCUUUGUGUAAAAUUAAUUUCGAAUGUUUGUUGAUUUAUAUUUUGAUAAUAAAAGUAUAAACACGUUAGAUCAACUUACAGUAAACUAAACAUUCAUGAAUAAAUCUAAUUAUUAAAGUAAUAAUAAAUUUGUUAAUUAUUAAGUUUAUAAAAUGAGUCUUGCGGAUGGUGGAGCGUUAUCACGCUAUGAAAUAUUUUCAUUAGUUGCAAAAUUAUCAUUAGUAACUGCAUUUGGUUUUUUUGGCAUGAGAUGGAUGAUAAAUCAAAUUGAUCCAAUAACAAAAACCAGAAAAAAGACUCAAGAAAAGGCUAGAGAACAAUUGGCAAAAUUGGGAAUUACUGCAUCAAUAGAUACCAACCAAUUAACUGAAUAUGAAAUGUUGAUUGCAGCUAAUCUUAUUGACCCUAAAGAUAUACCAGUAUCAUGGAAUAAUAUUGCUGGGCUUGAUACAAUAAUUCAAGAGCUCAAAGAAACUGUAAUACUUCCAAUUAGACGAAAAAAAUUAUUUGAAGAUUCGAAAUUAACACAAGCUCCUAAGGGUGUGCUUUUACAUGGACCACCUGGAUGUGGAAAAACAAUGAUUGCUAAAGCAACAGCUCGCGAAAGUGGCACUUGCUUUAUUAAUUUAGAUGUGGGCAUGCUUACUGAUAAAUGGUAUGGAGAAAGUCAAAAAUUAACGAACGCUGUAUUUUCUCUAGCUGUAAAAUUACAACCAUGUAUAAUAUUUAUUGAUGAAAUUGACUCAUUUUUAAGAGUACGUAGCUCUCAAGAUCAUGAAGCAACUGCUAUGAUGAAAGCACAGUUUAUGUCACUGUGGGAUGGUUUAAUCACUGAUCCUUCGUGUACAGUAAUUAUUAUGGGAGCAACUAACAGACCAAAAGAUUUGGAUCGCGCCAUUCUCAGACGAUUACCUGCGACAUUUCACGUCGGCCUACCAACUGUAGAACAACGCACAGAAAUUCUUAAACUUAUUUUGAAAACUGAGCCUAUUGAUACAGACGUUGAUAUCGAUAAAUUAUCUAAAUUAACAGAAGGUUUCUCUGGAUCUGAUUUACAUGAAAUGUGCCGUACAGCAUCAUUGUAUCGUGUUCGUGAUUAUUCACGAGAACACCCAAACUCAUUUCAUGAUAUGUUAGAAAAUGCCAACAGUGAUGAAACUUUGGCGAACACAAGUAGUAGUAAUGAUGAAGAAUAUCAUGAUACUUUGCGGCCGAUAGUUCACGAUGAUUUAAUGACUGCGUUUGAAAAGAUGAGAAUAUCCAAAGUAAAAACAGGCAGUUUAAACAAUAUGUCUAGAUUCGAUUUAGAUUAAAUAUUUAAUUCUAUAAUAAAAAUAUUUAAUGUUAAAAAAAUUUAA
This is a messenger RNA of Cotesia glomerata, 1566 nucleotides long. RefSeq names its product outer mitochondrial transmembrane helix translocase (gene nmd). Lineage: Eukaryota; Metazoa; Arthropoda; Insecta; Hymenoptera; Braconidae. Gene Ontology annotation, cellular component: mitochondrial outer membrane. The record is from RefSeq and is a predicted model, not a curated record. The coding region runs from base 361 to 1521 and encodes 386 amino acids. The transcript is spliced from 6 exons. Gene Ontology annotation, molecular function: ATP binding; ATP hydrolysis activity.